Messenger RNA from Bolinopsis microptera, 1808 nucleotides. RefSeq lists its product as uncharacterized. Gene Ontology annotation, biological process: lipid metabolic process. NCBI's taxonomy places the organism in Eukaryota, Metazoa, Ctenophora, Tentaculata, Lobata, Bolinopsidae. The transcript is spliced from 9 exons. The record is from RefSeq and is a predicted model, not a curated record. The coding region runs from base 782 to 1600 and encodes 272 amino acids. Gene Ontology annotation, molecular function: phosphoric diester hydrolase activity.
AAUGUAACAAUUACAGACUCUAGGAUGACAACUCUCGUCCACAAUUAUAAUCUGCUGUUCGCUGGCUUCAAUAUUAUGUCUUUAAUCUUAACGUUUGCAUUAGUUUACUAAUUGUCGAGGAUAUUUCUACCUUGAUAACAACUCAGUGUGAAAGGAGCAUGCAGGCUGAAACUCACCAACUUCACGAUGGCGGGUGCACACAGCGCGGGUUCAGGCGCGUACGGACACCUGGAAUAUAUCCCCGGACUACGCGCGCCGGACUGUAGAACUCGGAACCAGGAUAGGAGCUUUACAAAGAUGCUGCAGUCAGGAGUCAGGUACUUCGAGCUGAAGGUGCGACACCAUCACCGCGUCAGAAUACAGGCAACUACAAUUAUUGAGGAAUUUGAGGUACAUACCUUGCUACUUCAUUGAACUAGAUCAUGGUGUUUUGUCGAACUAGAUAGUUUAGUGUAAUUAACCAUGUCCAUGAAUUAUGAUCAUUGAUAAAAUACUGCCUGUUUAAUGUUUAUCUGUUCAUCAUUCCGUCCAUGUGCUCAAAAAAUGGUCCAGAUUGUAUCUUCAUAUUUUAAAAGCCACAAGAAUUUAUCUUUUCUCUAGACAAUAAUAAUGUGGCAUUACAAGGUACCCAUACUUAUGAUUUUGUAUUACGAUUUGGGUCUCAAAUCAAAUGUACCCUUGGUGACCUGAUGACUUAACCCUAAACUUGCAGAUUCCAAUUUCCCUUAAGAAGGAGAGGAGUAAAACAACAAAGAGAGACUUACCACUACGCACUGAAGACAUGGGAGGUGAGGAGGGAAAUGCGGAGAAACAAAAACGGAAAGUUAAGAAGAGACAAGUACUAAGCACUUCCGAGGAUGACUUGAUACACACUGGUAACAAUGACAUACUAAGUUUCGUCGACCAAGCAGACUCAAAACGGAUAAAAAGGAUGAAAAGAGACGCCUCCAUUGCCAGUGAGACACUGUACCUGUACCACAACGGCGCCUACAGUAAACCACUCUCCCGUGCUCUCACAGAGAUUGACUCCUGGCUAGGUUCGCACAGAAAUGAAGUGGUAGUCAUCAGACUGAGCAACACGGAUGAUAAUAACCACGAUAUUUCCUACCAAGUGUCAUCAAGGGAGAUACAGGCUUUCAAACACACCGGUUUGAACAUAAACCGGAAUCCCGCACUGGGACAGGCUGUACAGGCGAACAAGAGAGUUUUGCUCUUCCUGGAACAGAAGAAACAGAUAGGAUAUAACGAUGAUAGAGUUCACCGCAUUGUCAAGCUGGACACCACCAUUAAAGUACACGGGGACUGCGCAGAAACUACCACUUUGUACGCGAGAGAACGCAUGGAGAAAUACAACCACCAUAUCAUUCAGGUGGACUGGUACCACAGGUUGGGUGACACGUGUAACCUGUAUCUAGCAAGACUGUGUAACUCACGUGAGAUAUCACGACUACAGGAGGUGAAUAGUGCGCAGCUCAGGGACUACCACCAUCCUAUCAACGUCAUACUCAUGGACUUCGUGGAAGUAGGAGACAAAGGAAACCAGCUGAAUGACGAGGUACUCGAGAUAAACAAGAAAAACGUACAGCUCUGUAAGGCUUGAUAGUAUUUUAGUAUUUAGUUUGCACUAUUAGUUUGAGUUUCGUAGCCAAUUUCACGCGAGGAUUGUGGAGGUUGAAUUGUUAGGAUAUGGACUCUUUAAUUUUAAGUUUCUCUCUGAUCUUAGUAUGAACGAUAUAUUUUCAAGUAUAUGAUAGCAGUCCUAACUUUUAUCAUGAUAUUUUCUGGGAUGACUAGAUUAAACACUGCUA